UUAAAAAAUAGCUUAUCGACAAAGCGAGAGUGGCUUCCGUUUGAUAAUUGGUGUCACUACGCCAUAGUUAGCCCGAACCGUCUAUCAAACGUUUUCAAGUCAGCGCCGAUCCUUUCCUUACCCAACAACAUGUUGACAGUGACGGCUGUUGUUGUAAUUUUGACAUUGGCCACCGUUCAGGUGCAACAUAGUGUCCAGGCUGCACACACGGGCUCGCACGAGCACAGCGAGCACGGUACAGUGACCUAUGUCUACGAUCCGGUAAUGCACUACCUGGUGGCACGAACCCACAGUACCUGCUACUUCAUGGGUCUGGAUAACCAUCAAAUACAUCAGGUCCAUCAAGUCAACGGUUUGGAGCAACUAGAAUUGCAAAUGAUGGCUUCCGUCAACGGCCAUGAGGAAGAGUUGGACCAGGCCCUGAAAGCACAACUCUAUCAGAUUUUGGACCAUUCGUGUAGACACCAUCAGCUAUUUCUUGUCAAAGCAACGGCGACCACUACGCCACCGAUUUAGACUGGCCAAGGUUCAGCAAAGCAACGGCGACCACUACGCCACCCUUUUAGACUGGUCUAAAUAAAAAUAAUGUUCUC
Mizuhopecten yessoensis (Yesso scallop) is the source of this 593-nucleotide messenger RNA. RefSeq lists its product as uncharacterized. Bases 130 to 516 code for a protein of 128 amino acids. The record is from RefSeq and is a predicted model, not a curated record. NCBI's taxonomy places the organism in Eukaryota, Metazoa, Mollusca, Bivalvia, Pectinida, Pectinidae. The transcript has 4 exons.